This is a messenger RNA of Glycine soja, 2728 nucleotides long. RefSeq names its product probable inactive receptor kinase At5g58300. The transcript has 4 exons. The record is from RefSeq and is a predicted model, not a curated record. Gene Ontology annotation, biological process: protein phosphorylation. Lineage: Eukaryota; Viridiplantae; Streptophyta; Magnoliopsida; Fabales; Fabaceae. Gene Ontology annotation, molecular function: ATP binding; protein kinase activity; protein binding. The coding region runs from base 402 to 2408 and encodes 668 amino acids.
UCUCUCUCUCUCUCUCUCUCAUAUCAAACCACUCUAAAACUUUCAGUUACAAAAAUGAUAAACAAAUAUCAAUAUAAAAAUUGAAGAAAGUCUCAACCUCUCUCUCUCUCUCUGGGUCUGGGUAGGUCAAGAAAGAGAAGGUUGAGUUUGAGGAGCUGCUGCUAUCAUUCUAUUUCUCUCUAGCUUAGAAUGCUCCUCAAUUUCAACCAAAUUCCCUUGCUUUAUGGGCUCUUUGUGUUCUGCAUGCUCUUCCCAAUGAAACCCACUUCCAGAUUGUGUUAGUAACAACUAGUUGAGAUUCUGAAGCAUAAGCACCCCCACCAACUUCAGUUUCUGCUUCAGCAAAUGCUACUUCUUGUGUUGUUUCAUCUCUCUGAAUUAGUGAAUUCUGAGACAAACACAUGCUUCUAAACCUCUCCCAUGCUUCCUUUCAGCAGGAAAGUAUGACAGCCCACAAAGUUUACUCCAAAUUUAACUGUCAAUAUCUUAUUCCUUUCAGCAAACAACUCUCCAUGAAGUUCCAUUCUACUUCAGUGGCAUCUUUUCUUUUUGUCAUAGUUAUUCUCUUUCCUCUGGCUAUUGCUGAUCUAAGUUCUGAUAAGCAAGCCCUUCUUGAUUUUGCUAAUGCCGUCCCGCAUCGUCGAAACCUGAUGUGGAAUCCAUCAACCUCAGUCUGUACAUCUUGGGUAGGCAUCACUUGCAAUGAAAAUAGAACUCGUGUUGUUAAAGUCCGGCUCCCUGGAGUUGGACUAGUUGGCACCAUCCCAUCCAAUACACUUGGCAAGCUUGGUGCUGUGAAAAUUAUUAGCCUUCGCUCCAACCUACUCAGUGGAAAUCUUCCUGCUGACAUUGGUUCUCUUCCUUCUCUUCAGUAUCUCUACCUCCAACAUAAUAACCUUUCUGGUGAUAUACCUGCCUCAUUGUCUCUCCAACUCGUUGUACUCGAUUUGUCAUAUAAUUCCUUCACCGGUGUUAUUCCGACGACAUUUCAAAAUUUGUCGGAAUUAACUAGUUUGAAUCUCCAGAACAACUCGCUAUCCGGACAGAUACCUAAUCUCAAUGUCAAUCUGCUCAAGCUUUUGAAUUUAAGCUACAACCAAUUGAAUGGCUCAAUUCCUAAAGCUCUUCAGAUUUUUCCAAAUUCUUCCUUUGAAGGAAACUCUCUCUUAUGUGGACCACCUCUAAAGCCAUGCUCUGUGGUUCCCCCUACACCUUCUCCUUCCUCGACUCCACCUCAAUCAACUCCUGGAAGACAAAGCUCAAAAAACAAGUUGAGUAAAAUAGCUAUCAUUGCUAUUGCUGUUGGAGGAGCUGUGGUGCUAUUCUUUGUUGCUCUUGUUUUCUUUAUUUGCUGUUUAAAGAAGGAAGAUGACAGAGGCUCCAAUGUAAUUAAAGGGAAGGGUCCUAGUGGUGGUAGGGGUGAGAAACCAAAAGAAGAGUUUGGAAGUGGGGUUCAAGAACCUGAGAAGAACAAGUUGGUUUUCUUUGAGGGAAGUUCUUAUAAUUUUGAUCUUGAGGAUUUGCUGCGAGCUUCGGCUGAAGUUCUGGGGAAGGGUAGUUAUGGUACUGCAUAUAAGGCCAUACUGGAGGAGUCAAUGACAGUUGUGGUGAAAAGAUUGAAAGAAGUUGUUGUAGGCAAGAAGGACUUUGAACAGCAGAUGGAGAUUAUGGGAAGAGUUGGACAGCACACAAAUGUUGUGCCGCUUCGUGCUUAUUAUUAUUCAAAAGAUGAAAAACUUUUGGUAUAUGACUAUGUCCCUGGUGGCAACCUACACACACUCUUGCACGGUGGUAGGACAGGUGGAAGAACUCCAUUAGACUGGGACUCUCGAAUAAAAAUAUCCCUUGGAACAGCCAAAGGACUUGCCCACGUUCAUUCUGUUGGUGGUCCCAAAUUUACACAUGGAAAUAUUAAGUCCUCAAAUGUCCUCCUCAACCAAGAUAAUGAUGGCUGCAUUUCUGAUUUUGGCCUUGCUCCCCUUAUGAAUGUUCCUGCUACCCCUUCUAGAACUGCAGGUUAUCGUGCUCCUGAGGUGAUUGAAGCCCGUAAACACUCUCAUAAAUCCGAUGUGUAUAGCUUUGGUGUCCUCCUUCUUGAGAUGCUUACCGGGAAGGCUCCUCUCCAAUCUCCGGGACGUGAUGAUAUGGUUGAUCUCCCUAGGUGGGUUCAGUCUGUUGUUAGGGAAGAGUGGACGGCCGAAGUUUUUGAUGUGGAGCUAAUGAGGUACCAAAACAUUGAAGAAGAAAUGGUUCAAAUGUUGCAAAUUGCCAUGGCCUGUGUGGCAAAGAUGCCAGAUAUGAGACCUAGCAUGGAUGAAGUAGUGAGAAUGAUCGAAGAGAUCCGGCAAUCUGACUCAGAGAACCGGCCAUCUUCUGAAGAAAAUAAAUCUAAGGACUCAAAUGUUUAAACUCUAUAGAUUAACAGUGCCUUUCGCUUAACCAGGAAGUGACAAUAAAAGGGUAUAUAAGAGUGCAUGCUCGGUCACCUUUCUGUCCAAUUGUUCAAUAUUUCUCACAGAUGUUCCUUGAGUUAUUUUCUGUAGUUAGGUUGCUUUUCUUAAAUUCUUAUGUAUUAACAUCCUGAUUCAAUUAAUGAUCUCGAUUCAAGCACAUUUGGUCCCUUGUAAUUGUUGUUAUGCUGUUUUAACACCAUUUGGAUAUGUUUAUUAGAUCACCUUAUCCAUGACUAGGUAAUGUUGAGAGAAAAAAAUCAACCUCUCUUCAGUCU